Molecule: messenger RNA, 514 nt
Organism: Lasiodiplodia theobromae
Lineage: Eukaryota; Fungi; Ascomycota; Dothideomycetes; Botryosphaeriales; Botryosphaeriaceae
Product: 2OG-Fe oxygenase
Exons: 1
Source: RefSeq, a predicted model, not a curated record
AUGGCCUCUCCAACCAGAGCCAAGUCGUCUAAGAUGCCAGCCGUAGCAGCAAUUCUGCUCCCGCUGCUCCCCUUCGGCUUUCUGCAAUGGCAGAACAUCAGCUCCAAGUUCAAUAUCCACAACAUCGAGAUCCCCAUUCCUUCCUUUUCAACCACCACCUCUCCCAACAACACUUUCACCGCCGUGGCGGAGCGAUACGCCGCCGCCUGCCCCGCCCACACUAUUAGCCCGCACAUCUUCAGCAGUGACCCUCUUAUAAUCUACAUCGCCGACUACCUCACGCCGACCGAGACCUUGUACCUACUACAUCUCGCCACGCCGUACUAUCGGCAGUCGCCCGUGUCAAAGGGCUAUGCGCUGGAGACGUACGACCGUGAGAUCCGCAGCAGCAUGUCGGCGGUCGUGCCUGACGAUCCCGUCGUUUCGUGCAUCGAACAGCGCGCCGUCGACUUCCAGGGUUUCGCGCCGCGCGACCACCUCGAGGACGUCCAGGUCGUCAAGUACGGCGUCAGCG